CUGUCAAUGACGCUGGGGUCGCUCGGUCGCCCCGCCCCGAGGCCCACAACAAGGGUGUCCGCGGCCUGUCCUCCAGGCGGAGGAGCCCGGACUGCGGAAGGAUGGAGCUGGCCGCGGGCAGCUUCUCGGGGGAGCAGUUCCGGGAGGCCUGCGCCGAGCUCCAGCAGCCCGCUCUGGCCGGGGCCGACUGGCAGCUUCUAGUGGAGACCUCGGGCAUCAGCAUCUACCGGCUGCUGGACCAGAAGACUGGACUUUAUGAAUAUAAAGUCUUUGGUGUUCUGGAGGACUGCUCACCAACUCUACUGGCAGACGUCUAUAUGGACUUAGACUACAGAAAACAAUGGGACCAGUACGUUAAAGAACUCUAUGAACAAGAAUGCAAUGGACAGACUGUGGUCUACUGGGAAGUGAAGUACCCUUUUCCCAUGUCCAACAGAGACUAUGUCUACCUCCGGCAGCGGCGAGACCUGGACGUGGAAGGGCGGAAGAUCCACGUGGUCCUGGCCCAGAGCACCUCCGUGCCUCAGCUUGUCGAGAGGUCUGGGGUGAUCCGGGUGAAGCAAUACAAGCAGAGCCUGGCGAUCGAGAGUGACGGCAAGAAGGGGAGCAAAGUUUUCAUGUAUUACUUCGAUAACCCGGGUGGCCAAAUUCCGUCCUGGCUCAUUAACUGGGCUGCCAAGGGAGGGAACUGCAGUGGUAGUUUGUAUCACUAGAGACCGCCCAGGAGCCUGGCAUUAUGGGGACCAUCAGCCUGCUUUGCAUGAGAUCUACUACUUGAGAGGUCAACAGAUUCCUUGGAAGAGUGAAAAAGCACAUCAACUUUGGAGUCAAACAGAUGCAAUUUUGAAUCUUGGCUCUGCUACUGACUGUCUUGUUGUAUUUAAGGAAGCCAUGCAUUUCUUCCUUUUUACAAAAGAAGAUAGAUGUCUUCUACUGCAUAGAAGGGGAGUAAAUAAGACAAUAUUCAGGAGAAGUCUUGCCCAAUGCUCAACAUGAACUAAAUAAUCAUAUAUCCUACUCCUUGAUCCCCAAUCCUUACCAUUUCCUAAUUCAGUAAGGCAAGUCCUUCCUCUCAUUUCUUUGGAAGAAUGUAACAGUCCAGCCCAACCCCAUUUCUUGUGUUUUCUUUUUUCAAGAAACACUGUUUCAGAAACAUCUUUGCUUU
Messenger RNA from Mandrillus leucophaeus (drill), 1165 nucleotides. It is a transcript of the gene PCTP, whose product is annotated as phosphatidylcholine transfer protein. The record is from RefSeq and is a predicted model, not a curated record. Lineage: Eukaryota; Metazoa; Chordata; Mammalia; Primates; Cercopithecidae. Gene Ontology annotation, molecular function: phosphatidylcholine intramembrane carrier activity; phosphatidylcholine binding. The coding region runs from base 102 to 713 and encodes 203 amino acids. The transcript has 6 exons.